Molecule: messenger RNA, 2069 nt
Organism: Gasterosteus aculeatus aculeatus (three-spined stickleback)
Lineage: Eukaryota; Metazoa; Chordata; Actinopteri; Perciformes; Gasterosteidae
Source: RefSeq, a predicted model, not a curated record
CUGAUCAAAAGAGCUUUAAACGUUGUCAUCCUCAUCAAGCCACCGCCGAGGUUACGCGAGAGGAUCCCGACACGCCGGCUUGUGUUCCUGUGACUCGAGUGGAGCAAACGGAGAUGAGAUCUUAGCGGACACCCGGAGUCCGAUGGAGGGAGAGCCGGCCUGUCGGGCCGCCGCCGGGGGAGGAAAGAGGAUCGAGAGGCCGUGCUCAAGGGAGGAGAGGAAGAGGAGGAAGUCGUCCGGCGCGCAGAGGCCCCCCGACCGCUCGGCCACCGACUCCCACGACGACCGCAGCUCGGCGGCCAGCGGCCUGGACGUGGGCGACCGGCUGACCUACCUGGAGCAGAGGAUGCAGAUGCAGGAAGACGAAAUCCAGCUGCUGAAGAUGGCCCUGGCCGACGUCCUCAAGAGGCUCAACAUCUCAGAGGAGCACCAGGCGGCCUCCACCAACAGCCGGAGGUCAUCCGCCGCUAAAGCCAGGCCGCUGUCGCUCGCUCUGCCCUCCAGAUCUCCUCUGGUGACCUCCUGUGCCGCCUCGGUGAAGAAGAGCUCCACGCUGCCCUCCAGCUCCAUGGCCCGGAACUACAGUCCAACCCCCCCGCGCAGCAGCGUGAGGAGCCCUGCAGGCAGCGUGAAGGACAGUCCCUGCAAGACCCCCAAGCGACCCACCUCUGCAGCCUCCACCGGCAGGAAGCCUCCGGAGAGCAGGCCCAAGGAGGCUGCCGCCACCGUAGGGACGAGACAGGUGACGCACUGCAAAGUGACUAUGCAGAUCUAUCUGAGCCCCCUCACAAGAAAGACUGGGUCUUCUGAGGCCCCCGGGUCCGGGGCCGCGGUGCCGGCGCGCGGCGGGCCGACGGGCGCGCCCAACCCCCCCCGGGGGGACGGCGGCGGCAAGCCAGAGGCGAAGAAGACCACGCCGUCCUUCACCUUCAACCUGCAGAAACCCACCACCAACCAGAGCGCACCGCGGGACCCCCCCAGCUACAAGAGCCCCCUCAAAUCGCCCAGCCAAUACUUUCAGAUUUGUUACUGAGGCAAAGAGAAGAUUCUGCUGGGAAAAAAACGGUUGUGGUUUUGUGCGACGUUAGCAUUUUACGGCGUGAUCAACGCGCGUUUAGCCUCCGUAGUCAUAGACCCGUUUGUCACGUGAUGCUAGUACCUGCGUGUUGUUUCACACAGUGCAGUGUGUGUGUGUGUGUGUGUGUGUGUGUGUGUGUGUGUGUGUGUGUGUGUGACGUCAGCGAGUGUGCCGUGAUGUGCUGUUUUUAUUUUUUUUUUAGUUGUCGUUCCACCUAAAGAGUAACCGGCGUGCAGUGUGUGCACGAAUGAUGAUUCCAGUUCAGGACGAGCAAUAAAAAGCUGCGGCCACUAAGGGGGGCGACUCUUCCUUGUGUGAGUGCGUGCGGGUCGGAGGUCGUGGUGCUUUAUAAUCCAGCAGGGGUCGCAUAGCCGGGGACCUUUUCAGUUGCAUAAACAGUGAAAUGGAGACUUGUGGAAAAUGUGUGAGCUGUGCCUUGCGCAUCAUUUGUUCCACUCCAACUUCGAAAAAACACUUCAUCUCUCAAAAAGGUUAAAGGAUUUUUGGAGUGAAUAGUUUGCUAAAAGAUGUCCUUACUUUAAUUCACUUCUAUUCAUUUUUAGGUCAACGCGUACCAGGAAUGUGUCUUGUAAACCCACAUUUUAAAUCUUUCUCAGACAUGUACUCAUUUUCUACAUUACUAUUUCCAUCACCACAAUCGACAUUAUUGUUCUUCAAAAACAUCUGAAAAGAAUGUAAAUCAACACAUUUUAGAACAUUUCAUGGAUUUUAUUUGAAUGGAUCACAACUUGAAACUUCCUUGUAAUUAUGUCCCUUUAGUACAGCAAAGAUGUAACCUGUUGAAUUACGCAAUUCGUUCUUCAUUUCAUCCUUUAUCGUUUUUUCUGACUCAUAUGACUGAAUCAUAUAAUCAAAGAGGCAUCUCGGACCAUCUUUAGCUCCUAACCUGGAAAUGAUUUUAAAUGAUUUGUAAUUUUACCAUUAUCUUUUUACUUAGAUGUAUUUGUGCAAAUAAACCAAUAGAAAUACA